Parasteatoda tepidariorum (common house spider) is the source of this 7380-nucleotide messenger RNA. RefSeq names its product eukaryotic translation initiation factor 5B. Lineage: Eukaryota; Metazoa; Arthropoda; Arachnida; Araneae; Theridiidae. Gene Ontology annotation, biological process: translational initiation. The record is from RefSeq and is a predicted model, not a curated record. Gene Ontology annotation, cellular component: cytoplasm; mitochondrion. Gene Ontology annotation, molecular function: translation initiation factor activity; GTP binding; GTPase activity.
AACAGCAGUAAACGUGUUUUCUAGAUUUUCGCAGCUGUCUUGGUUUGUGUUUGUGCCAACUGUUUAGUAUUUCGUCGGUUAUUUUUAAACAUUGAAAAUUAUUGAAACGUGUUUACAUUAACAUAAUAAUUCUGAAAUUUUUAAUUCAAAUUGAUCUUUUUGACCAAAACAUCAGGUUGACUUCAUUUGUGGUAAUAACUUUAAUGAGCUUGGAGCUCUAAAUGGGAAGGAACAGGAAAGUUAAGCAGUAUGCCACUCAAUCAUCCCAGAGUGAUUCUGAAGAGAACGGAAACCAUUGCCCUGUAGAAUUCCUCACCUCUGAUGAUUUUAAGGUUGUUCUGCCCAAGCGACAUAAUAAACGAUCUCCAGACGCGCCGGAAGAUUUCCCUUACACUUCGAGGUCCCGAAACAACUCCUGCAGGAUCAGCGUCUGUUCCGAAGAAGCUGACGUGGGCUGCUACUCCAGUUUUUGGAUGAGCAAGUCUCACUCCAUCGACAAGCCUGCUAAUGGAAGCUCCACUGAUUGCAAGGAUACGACAUCGGAAGACGAUAAGGAAGAAUCUAUACUUGCCCUCAUAGCUGGUUUGGAAGUCGAGACUGCCGAACCUGAUGCUGACUGUGAUAAUGAGUCGGAGGACGAGAAAUUGCUCAAUGAGAUCGCCAACGCCACGAGCAGUGAUUGCUCAGAGACUCGUGAAUGUGAAAUUAACUGUGAUAAAAAUUUGUCUGCUUGUGAUGGAAGCAGCGACAAGCGGGUGCUUUUACAAGAAAAUAAACAUUCUGUGAAUGGAACUAUUGAUAAUUGUAACCCUGAUUGUUUAGUCGAUACGCGAAAUGUGCCUGAAGUCCUAGACUUAAAGAUAAAAUUCUCGGAUGAACCUAAUGCCGAAAGCUCUAGUCCAAGUAAUGUUGAUAAUGUUACUAAAUCUAAAAGUCAUAAAAAGAAAAAGAGGCCUAAGAAUAAAGCGAAUAAAGAGGCAACUGAUGAGGUAGGUCGAUCUCGCCAAAAUACAACUCCUUCCUCAGAGAAUUCUCCCACUGAGUGCCCAGCCGUACCUUCGUUUGAUACGGGUGAUAGUAGUAAGCAAGAUAGGAAGAAACUGAGUAAGAAAAGACUUGCUGCCAUUCACGAAGCUCUUCGAAAAGCCAAAGAAGAAGAAGAAAAGUGGAAGCGGGAAGAGGAGGCUAAAAGAAAGGAGGCAGAAGAAGCUGAAAAGAGAAGGCAGGAAAUUGCAAGGCUGGAGCAGGAAAAGAAAGAGAAGAAGAAGUUAAAGGAGAAAGCAAGAAAGGAGAGGCUGAAAUCUGAAGGACGUUUGUUGUCCAAGUCCCAAAAGCAGGCUAGAGCGCGGAUGCAAGCAACUAUCGAAAUAUACAGGCAGCAGGGUGUGGACAUUCCUCAGAUCGGUGAGAGACCAGAAAAGAGUGUUCGAGUUGGCAGCUACAAAAGUACCGUUCGAAGAAGGUUCGAUUCGACUCAGUCCGACAGGAGUGAAGUGAGUCGCAACAAAACUGAGUCGUUUUCGUCGCAAGAAUCGAAAGAAAGUUUCUCUGAUAUUCCGAACAGUUUCGAAUCCAAAGAGUCUCUCGAUUUCAUUUCAAUCGGGUCUCUCGCUACCGAAUCAGAUACGGGUCAUUACAGCUUUUCUGAGGAUUCGGAUGCAUUGGACGACGACAAUCUUCCCUCCGAAAAGUCAUUGGAAUCGGAGGCCAAAGAAUCUGCCGCAAAACCAACUCAGACUGACGUCAAAACGACCUCGUUGAUAAGCGAAACAGUUAUGGAAGACAAAGAGUCCGAAUCGAGACUGAGGUCACCUGUGAUAUGCGUCUUGGGUCACGUGGACACGGGUAAAACGAAGUUGUUGGACUAUAUAAGAAAAACUCAUAUUCAAGAUUCCGAAGCUGGUGGCAUCACUCAGCAGAUCGGAGCCACAAUGAUUCCACGAAACGCCUUGAAAGAGAAGUGCAAAAUGGUUAAAGACUUUGAUACAUUUAAUGUGGAAGUGCCUGGCUUACUCGUAAUAGAUACUCCUGGUCAUGAGUCUUUCAGAAAUUUGCGUUCGAGGGGAACGUCUCUUUGUGAUAUCGCUGUCCUGGUCGUUGAUAUAAUGCAUGGUUUGCAAGCCCAGACUUUGGAGUCUUUAAAUCUCUUGAAGGCAAGCAAAACACCUUUUAUCGUCGCCUUAAAUAAAUUAGAUCGCAUAUACGGCUGGAAAAGUAUUGAGAACGCCGAUAUCGUCGAGGUAAUUCAGAGUCAAAGCGAAAAUACCCUUUGGGAAUUCAAGAAGAGGUGCCAAGAUAUAGUUCUUCAGUUCGCCAAAGAAUGUUUGAACGCUGCGUUGUAUUAUGAGAAUUCAAAUCCCCGAACAUUUGUUUCAAUGGUCCCCAUAUCGGCCGUAACUGGAGAUGGAAUGGGCAACAUUUUGAGUCUUCUAACUCAGCUCACGCAGUCUAUGAUGUACAAGCAACUGAUUUACUCUGACGAGUUGAAAGCCACAGUUUUGGAAGUCAAAGUAACCCCUGGCUUGGGAACGACAAUCGAUGUGAUCCUAGUCAAUGGCCAGCUUCGAGAAGGUGAUACUAUCGUUCUCGCUGGACAAGAUGGUCCUUUUGUCACUCAGAUUCGCUCACUUCUUAUGCCGCAUCCUCUGAAAGAACUAAGGGUGAAAAAUCCAUACAUAGAUUAUAAAACUGUAGAGGGUGCUCAGGGUGUCAAGAUCUCUGGCAAGGAUUUAGACAAAACAUUAGCUGGUAUGCCACUUUAUGUGGUUCAGAAUCCCAGCAAAAUGGAGGCACUUAAAAAUGAAAUGUCCCAGCUUAUAAGUCUUGCAGUGAAUCACAUUAAAACAUCUGAACGUGGAGUUUACGUACAAGCGUCCACUCUGGGAUCUUUGGAAGCUUUGUUGGACUACCUCUCGGAAUCGGGGAUACCAUACUUCGGUGUCAAGGUGGGUCCUGUAGUGAAGAAGGACGUCAUGAAAGCGUCCAUAAUGUUGGAACACGACAGUCAGUAUGCGACCAUACUCGCUUUUGACGUCAAGGUAGACAAAGACGCCCAAGAGCUUGCUGAUCAUCUGGGGGUGAAGAUCUUGCACGCUGACAUAAUCUACCAUCUAUUCGAUAUGUUCGUUGAACACAGAGAGAAUCAUCUGAAGAAGCUGGAUGAGAAACGGCAUCUUGCCGUUUUCCCUUGCAUCCUCACACUGCUGGCCAAGAUAACGGCAGAUUGCAGUUCUCCCUUAGUAUUGCACGUGACUGUAGAGGCUGGAGUGCUGAGAAAUGGAACGCCCCUGUGCGUUCCCAAGCGAUCUAAUCUCGACAUCGGAACGGUUACUUUGAUUCAAGUAGAUGGUCAAACUGUUUUAUGUGCCAAAGAAGGCCAGAGUGCCUUGGUGACUGUUGACAGUGAUCUUCAUCAGCCGUUGGAAUUGGAACCUGAUGACAAUUUGGUGAGUCGUAUCAGUCGACAAUCCAUCGAUGUACUCAAAGAGUACUACAAAGAUGAGCUCAGCCCUUCAGAUUGGCACUUAAUGAGUGAGCUGAAAAAAGUUCUUAAUACUACCUAGGUGGUUUUUCAUCUGGUCAUUUUUUUAGAUAGCUCGAUGAAGUGCUUUUCCGUUGUUUGUUUGUAAUCGAUAGUUCUGCUCAAACUUAUUUUAAACUGCUUACUAAGUGAUGCAUGAGAUAUGACUUUGCUUUAGGUUUAAAUUUACUAUCAUUUCGGCGGUGUCUGAAUUAGUUAAUUAUGCCACGUUUCGAUGUUAGGCCUAAAACUUGUGUUGGAAUUAUUAUUGAACUAGGGUUUUUCUGUAAUAUAUAUGAUUUUUGGUACUUAAAAAUGAAACUUAGCAAAGCUAGGAAUUUUACCUUUUUAAUUGAGUCUUUAGUUAUAAAAUAGCAAUUAGAAAAAUAAGCCAUUUGUUGAAAAUUAUAGUUUUAAUGUAAAAGGUAUGUUUUCUGAUAUUACCCGAUUUUUUUUUCUCAAUUGCUGCAAAUGUAUGUAAUAGAAUAUUUUACACGAAACGAUCUUUUGCAGUUAACUAUCCGAGUUCAAAAUAAUUGGAUUGAGAGUGUGCCCCGGAAAUUGUGUUUAUUUUGAAAUUUAGGUUAUUACUGUAUUGAGUAAAUGAGAAAAACUUUCUAUUUUUACAUGCCAAAUCUGUUGAUGUUACUUGAAAGUACUGCUGAAAAACUUUGUGAUACAUAGUUUUGUUUUUCUUUUUAUCAUGUUGUAAGUUUUACUCUAUACCGGUAUCUUCAUGAGGUGAAAAAAAAAUUGUGUCUUUGUAUAAAAUAGUUCCUAUUCUGGUACGUGGUUUCCUUCGAUAGUUGAUGCCAAUUUCACUCCCAGAUAUUUUUUAACCUUUCAAUUAGAAAACGGUAUCAUUAAAUUAUAAAUUAUGUUAUAGGAAAUUAUUGAGGCAAUAGAAAAUACGUAAGAAUGACGUCACAUGUGUGGAUUAUACUUAAAGGAUUUUAGAUGAUUAAUUCUCCUGCGCAAUUAUCAUAGGCGAAAUUUAUCGUUUGGAAAUUGUAUAUCAGUUCAAUAUCGUUUGAAAAUGAUCUAUUGAGGCAAUUAAUAAAUCUUUUUUUUUUUUUUUUUGCUGAGAAAUAUGUCAGUCACAUCUGAAAGAUUUCUCUUGUGUUUGAUGUGAGAUACAUAUUUUUUUGCAAUUAAAAUAUAUUUUCUGGUGCGGGAAUUUGUUCUUUUAUUCGAUUCCCGUACCAGAUUAUCUUCAAAAUUAAAAAAAUAUAUUAGACAAGACACGAGGAAAUCUUUGAAGAAGUUCGCGUGUCUUUCGAAUUAAUACUGACGAAAAUUUCUAAUAUUGGAAUCGUAUCAACCAUGAACUCAAUUUUCUUUCAUUUCACCACUGAAAUUAUGUCAUUCUUGGUUUUUCAUGGCUGGCGUCGAUGCUGUGAAAUUUUCACUGAUGGCAUAUUUGCAGGUCACAGUGUGUAUAUAAGAUAACGAAUUUUCGGUGGUAGAUGGCAUUAAAAUACCAAAAUCUAAAAUUUCGGAAAGAAUUUUGUGUCAUUUCAUUCAACCCUAUUCCAUAAAUGUUUCAGAAUUUGACCAUUUUUCGGGAAUUGAGCUGUUUACCAAUUCCUUUACCAGAAAGUUAAUUGCUUUAGCUGAAAAUUCCCAAGGGAAUGCUAAAUAGAGAAACGAGUGAAAGGUUUCGGAAAAAUUUUCGCAAUUUAUUGCCGAGCAUAGUGAUUGAGUAUCAUAAUGUUGUCAGCAAUUGUUAGGUAAAUUGCAAAUGAUUAUUUUACUUUAUAAAAUAAAGUUUAGGUAAAACUUUCAAUUCAUUAUUGCGCACGAAAAGAAGCAAUUUUUAUUUCCCUAAAUUGAUCUUUUAAAUUUAUUUCAGAAUUGGUAAUUUAUUCUAUGUUUGUAUUCGAAAUUUUUUUUUUUUCAAAUUCUUAAUGUAAUUUAAAUUUUUCUUACGUCUUUGUGAUUAUCGAAGUGAUAUCAAAUCUUUUGUGAAAAUCAAAUGCUUGUGAUAUAAACUUCAAUUGUUAUCGACAUAGCCUCAUUAUAUUAAUAAGGUACGUCUACGUACUUCAUAAUACCUCUACGGACCAAAUUAGUUGACUGUGGAAAAUGAGCUAAGGUGAAAUUGGUAUCGAUUUAGUUAGGCCUAAUUAUUUAGAACAGUUUGUUAAAUGAAUGUUUUAAUUUUUUCUUCUUACUUUUGUUGCCAUACAUAUCGUUUUGUGUUUAUUGCUUAGGGCUUGUCUUAAUUUGUGCUUUCCUUUUUUUAACAAGUUUUUUUUCAAACAUUUUAUAUUAUCAUGGAUGCUAACCGCUUUAAAUUUAAAGCCAUUUUAUCUAAUAUUUAAUAUUUUGUUUAUGUUCCCUUAUUUUUAUACUUUUCAUAAGCGCCGUCUUGUUUUCAAUGUAGAUAAUUGUUGCAAUAUUUUUUUGUACAGAAACGAUUUUUUUUUAUUAACUUGGCAGUUAUAUUCUAUGCAAGUUUCGGAUAUUUUUAUAAACUUUUAAUUUUUUUUUAUUAGAGUCCGGAUUUUUGAUGAUUCAUAAAAUCCCCAUAAAUAUCCGUAAAAAAAUGCUAAAUUUUUUUUCUUCUUAUAAAUACAAUAAAGCCUUUUUAAAGUAAAAAUAUUAUACUAAAAUAAUGUUUUUUAUAAUAUUUGUUUUAUAAUAAAACAAAGUUUUUUUAUAAACACCAGCAAUGUGUUUGAAUAAAGCAGCUAUAUUAUACUAAAACAAUGACUCUUUAAAAUUAUUUUCAUUCAGAUCAAAAUCUAUGAAGCAAUGCAAUAUGUUCGUUGAAGUUUGAAAUGUUAUGUUAUUUCCUUUUUUGUUGUUAUUAUCAAUAACAAACAGGAAAAUUUAUUGACCUCAGAACAUUUUGCAUUUCAAUUUUAAUGAACAUAAAAAGUUCCAAUAAUGCUUUAUAUCAAAAUUUCAUUGGAUUAUAAAAAAUAUUUUUAGUAUUUUAAAAUUUAAAAAAAAAUUAAGAAAAUAUUGAAGAAAAAAAUUAAAAGAAAAUAUCGCAUAAUGUUUUAAAGAAACCCCUAAAAAUCUAAACAAAAAAAAAUAUCCAAGAUUUAAAAAAAAAAAUUAUGAAAAUAUAGAAGAAAAAAAUUAAAAGAAAAUAUCGCAUAAUGUUUUAAAGAAAGCCCUAAAAAUCUAAACUAAAAAGCAAAUAUCCAAUAAUUCAAAUGUCAUCGAAAUCCGGGCCUCAUUUGUAAUUCUUUAAAUAACUUCUAAUCGCUGCUAUUCAAUGUAUGUGAGUUUAUAGGUAAAAAUUAACUUUCAGGAUAUCAUUGAAAUGUUUCAGUUGAGGAUUUCAUAAUACUCCUCUGAAUACAGAAAAUAAUCCCCGCAGAUUAGCAUCCCUGUAUUAUAGUACAAGUAAAGAUUUUGUGUGUUUUGUAUAUUUUAUUUUUAACAUUGUGUCUGUUUUGUUUAUUUGUAUGCAAACGCAUAGCUGUAUUUGUUUGCUUUUACAUUUUAUUCAGAGUUAAAUUUUUAUUUGUUUAUCUACUUUUUUUUUCUCAAUUUUAUGUUUUAAAAGAAAUUUAAAUAUUUUUGAUUUAUAUCUGAGUGGAGAAGUAUUUUUUUUUUUUUUGCUUGUGUUCAAUUUUCUACUAAAUUAUUUUUUUAAAAUAAUUUUACUGAUUUCAUAUCAUGUUUAUAAUUCUAAUAUUGUAUGCUGGUUUUUCCCUUUUGUAAUUGUAGUUAUUGAAAGGGUUAAAAACUCUUUGCUGUAAUAAUUCAAUGAAGGAAACCACUCAGCUCUUUCCUAUAAAUUUUGUGUUUGAAAAUAUUAUUAAAACGAAAAAGUGUUCACGGCUCAUACUUGUCAUUUUUUUGAAGAGAAGUAUUUUUCGAAAUAAAAACACUUAAAAUCA